AUGGCAGCCCUCGCAUCCGCAACCACAACUGCCCCCGCGUCGGCCGUGGUGCCGCGCGUGCCCAUCCCCGCGAAAGGCGUCGACUACCGCAACAAAAUCGUCCUCGCGCCAAUGGUCCGCUCAGGCGAGCUCCCAUCUCGUCUGCUAGCCCUGAAAUACGGCGCCGACCUCGUCUGGGGGCCCGAAACAAUCGACAAAUCAAUGAUCGGCACCGAGCGACGCGUGAAUCCGCGCAACGGCGUGAUCGAGUACACCCGCAUGCCCAGCAAUGGCGGCCGCACCCAAGCACCAGUCAAAGAAUCAAUCAUCUACCGCAUCGACCCAGUGCGCGAACAAAACCGUCUAAUCUUCCAAAUGGGAACCUCCAACCCGGAGCUAGCAGUGCAAGCCGCGCGCGUGGUGGCGGCAGACGUCUCAGGCAUCGACGUCAACUCCGGCUGCCCGAAGCCCUUCUCCACGCACGCAGGCAUGGGUGCCGCCCUCCUCCGUACCCCCGAUCUCCUCGUCUCCAUCCUGGAAGCCCUCGUCAAGGAGGUCGGCGAGCCUUUCCAAAUCGGCAUCUCUGUCAAAAUCCGCAUCCUCUCCGAUCCUGAAGAAACAAAGAAACUCGUCUCUCGUCUUGUCAAGACUGGUAUCACCGGUCUGACGGUCCAUUGCCGCACAACGCCGAUGCGCCCGCGCGAGCGCGCAAUUCGUGACCAGCUGCGCAUGGUAGCUGGUAUCUGCCACGACGCCGGCGUGGCGUGCGUGAUGAACGGCGAUGUGACCUCGCGCGACCAGGGUCUUGCGCUGAUGGCCGAAUAUGGCGUUGACGGUGCCAUGAUCGCGACGUCUGCGGAGACGAACUCGUCCUGUUUCCGGGCUGAGGCGGACGGCGGCCUUGCCUCGUGGCAGGAGAUUGUCUACGAGUAUAUGAAAAUCUGUCUGGAGCAGGAGAACCGCAUGGCGAAUACCAAGUACCUGUUGAACAUGCUGAUUCCGGGCAAGAACAAGGAGUUCAAAUAUGCGACUCUGUCGAAGACGUAUCUUGAUCUUUGCCGCGCGCUGAAAUUGGAGGACUUGCUUCCUGCCGCUGAGCGUGUUGAUCAAUUGCUUGGUUUGGAUGAGAAGUGGGCGUCUCCCCCUGGUGCCCCCGGUGCCACCGAUAUCCCGGCCAAGCCUGAGACCAAGUCCAAGGCUGUGCAGAAUGCCAUGGAGUCCGAGUCUGCUCGUGCGGCUGGUGGUGGUGCUGCUCGCACUAAGGCAUCUGCGCCUGUUGCUCACGCUGGUGGUCCUAUUCGCCGGACGUCUGCUCCCAAAGCGGCCAAGGUUGCUAAAGUCGAGGCUGAGCAGCCAGCCGUGGAGACUACUAAUCCAGCUACACAGACUCAGGCCCAGUCUCAAGUGACGGCAUAA
Molecule: messenger RNA, 1395 nt
Organism: Penicillium paradoxum
Lineage: Eukaryota; Fungi; Ascomycota; Eurotiomycetes; Eurotiales; Aspergillaceae
Product: tRNA-dihydrouridine(20) synthase (NAD(+))
Exons: 1
Coding region: 1-1395 (464 amino acids)
Biological process (GO): tRNA dihydrouridine synthesis
Cellular component (GO): cytoplasm
Molecular function (GO): flavin adenine dinucleotide binding; tRNA dihydrouridine synthase activity
Source: RefSeq, a predicted model, not a curated record